Scedosporium apiospermum is the source of this 5520-nucleotide messenger RNA. RefSeq lists its product as uncharacterized. NCBI's taxonomy places the organism in Eukaryota, Fungi, Ascomycota, Sordariomycetes, Microascales, Microascaceae. The coding region runs from base 1 to 5520 and encodes 1839 amino acids. The record is from RefSeq and is a predicted model, not a curated record. The transcript is spliced from 3 exons.
AUGCCUGUAGAGCCUUCCGACGCGUCGAACUCUGGACCUCAAGCUGCUAGAUCGCCCACCCCGCCACUGAUCGACGAUACUCUCGAUGCGCCACGGCGGUCGCAACCGCGAUUCGGGUCGCGGAGCCCGAGCCGUGCGCCGUCCGACACUAUCACCACUACCGCAGCCCCUCCCUCGACGACACGCCGGAGCGAUGAUGGCUCGAAGAGACCUCUCUCCCUGCAGCCGCCGAACCCUUCGACUACCUCCUGGCGGCCCAUUAUAGCCCAACCCGCCAUUCCCCCUCGCCCGUCCACUCCACCGUCCCAAGAAGCCACCAUGCCUGCCGAGACCCCAGAGUCGGUCCCCGACGACCACGACCGAGAAAAGGCGCCACCGUCCCUUGCGAGCACCCUCCUGCCCGAUCUAUCACUCUACACGAACCCCGAUCCCGUUCCAGACAAUGAUACGACCACUUUGGAAGAGCUUGCCCAUCUAGUGAGGCUAAGCAAAUAUCAGGAGCGCAAGCGCGCAAACACUAGGAUAAGGCUACAAAGGAGUUUGAUAUCUGCAGCUCUCUCCGCAAGGCUGACGCGCUGCGGGGAGAUGGCGCAUAGGAACCUGGUGGACUGCUUCCGGACCGAUGACAAGAAGACUUUUGCGACCCUGUACAAUGCCAUCCAUGACGUGAGAAAGAGCUGUGAUGAGCUGCGGCGGUACACCCUAUUGGAACCCGAGAUGGACUCACUGAACUCAUCUGCAUUCAACUCCGCCGAGAAUCUGAGUGCUACUAACAAUCCCGUGCCAGACCCCGGUGCCCCCAGCUCUCUUGUCCCGUUUUUGAAUGACAUCUCCGCUUCUGCCCGGGAGGUUUUCUUGAAUUUCUUGACCCAGAUCCGAGCGAACCAGGAUUUUUUAGCCGCGAGAUUAUGCUCUCUCUCUAGCUCUGAACUGACAGCUCUCACAAGCUUCCAUCAGGGGUUGGAACCCAUCGAAUCUGUGCUGCCCUCCCAUCUUAGCCGACCUCCUGCGCCCCGUGGAAACACAAGUACUGCGAACCGUAACCCUGCUCAUACCACGAAUACGGUGGGCCGCCUGCUCUCCUUCCAAAGACACGAUCCCCUUUCCGCCCUGAUCCAUACUUGCUUCGCGAACUCUGCUGGCCCCGAUAGCGCCGAGGAUAGAAGGAGGACCCAGAUUUGGGCCGCCGCGUGCUCAAGACUCAUCUCGGAAGCCAAGUCCGGUUUGGAACCUUUCUUGCUUUCUGUUUUGAAUACCUGGUCGUCUAUGCGGGACUGGUCCGGGAGAUCCAACAUGGAGUGGUAUCUCAUGAAGAUUCUGGAGGAUGGUGCCUUUUUGCUUGCUCGCGCCGAAGACCAACAUGGGACGAGAUUCCAUAUUUCCGGGUGGGCGCGUGAAGGGAACACAGCAGCCGAGGAUUUUUACCAGCGAGCCGUGGGUGAUCUUUUUGCAGUAGUCGACGAUGAUGAUGCCACGGGAAUUCCAGAAGGCUUCCUGGAGCUAGGAAACGAAAUCAUCAAGCAGCUGGAUCCCCAGCUUGCGGACAGUACCAGGAGAUUCUUGGUUUGUAAAUGGCUCUUCCAGACUUUCCUUCUCCGUGCCGUCAUUCAUCCAGAGAGCCAUGGCAUGAUGGCAGAGUACCACAUCACCGAAUAUGGACGACAAAAGAUCCUGUGGCAGGUGGCCAUGAGAGCUAUGCAGUAUGUUGCCGAAUUUUCGUCCUGGACCAAGAAGGCCCCGCUCUCCAUCCCUUCCAAGAUUCAAAUGCAUAUCGAAAACAUCUUCAACAAGCUUCGUGGUUCACGUUCCUAUACCCCUGCUGCCAAGCUAUUGCCUGCCCGGUCUGUGACUUCUCUCCGGGAGACGGUGGAAGUCCACCCUUACCUGGUCAUCAGCCCUGCGGACCUGCUAACCAUGGUCAACGCCUUGUAUCCUGAGCAGCGACCCCAGUCUCGUGCUUCGAGUAGCUUCCGAUCUGGGGCGCCAUCUAUCUCUGGUUUCUCUACCAUUUCCCAGCCUGUCUCGAUAGCGUCUCGCAACAACACUGGCAACAACAAUAACAACAGCAACAACAUUAGCAGCAGCUUUGAUACUGCAUCCGUCCUCAGCAAUAGUGUAUCUUCCGUAAUGAGUGAUGCCGCUAGCUCCAGGGAACCAUCGAGCCUCGACCAGCGGACGGGAACUCCUCUACGCUACACCCCACCAGUGGCCGACCCUCUCAACUCUAAUCGAACAAGCACCUACGAAGACGACGGAUACCGGCUGAGGCUAGCCUUGCAUGAAAUGUCACAAGCAUUAGGGCUUGAAGUCAUGAAUGGAUCCUGCCACCCUUGCGCUGAGCGAUGGGCCGUUUUGUUUAUCUCGUCCGAUGGAAGCCGCCUUUCCUCCCAGAUGACAUUUGAUCCUGACGAUGAUCCUGACGAGGAUGAAAGCUCUUCUACUACAGAUACCGACGAGGAUGAAGAAGAAGAAGGACUCGAGCUCGACAAGGAGUAUUCUCAGCUCAGGGAUUCCAUUAUCAAAUUAGUUCAAGAUUACGAGAUCCCCCGGACCAUGGCUCCAGAAGGAAGUAGGACUCAGCUUAGCAACCGCGCCACAGGAAUCAAGAAGUACCGGCACAAGAACAAGAUCAUCACAUCGGAGAAUUCUACUCGUAGCCGAAAUCCCUAUUACCAACGGAGCGAGAGCACAGACGCCCAAGCGAGGUCUCUCGAGGCAGACGGUGCUGCCGGGCCACUUGGGAACCCUGAAGCUGAAGACCAGGAAUCCUCAACUCUAGUGGCCAUGCUUAAGGCUGCCUCUUCUCAGUCGAAGGCCCAAUCUGAUUUCGUGUCUGCGCACUUAUACUGGAAGACUCUUCAGCAGCUCAGCUCACUAAAGUCCCCAAGUCUUCGCCAAAACGGUUUCGCCCAUCUUCUUAACAUUUUCUCUUGGGGCCCCAAGGACUCCAUCCGCCGGUCGGCUGCUGCUAUUGAGGAUUACGACGCUUGGCUAGUCUGGUUGAAACAAAACCAGGAACGCCUGGAAGGCCACCUCGAUGGCAUGUCGAAGCGGCUGCGUGCGCUUAGGGACAAGAUGUGGUACGUCACCGACGUGCACAACUCGGCGCCCUACGAGCACAGCCGCAACAUUUGCGUGGCCCUGAAAACUAUGGGCCUGCCGCGGCGAUGGCGGAUGAAGGCCAACAACGCCCGGGGCUCCAGCGCGACGACGUACAUCUACCGGACAGAAUCACAGAUCAUGGAACUCCUCGCGGCGACGGAAGAACAGGGCGGCCCCAACAAGUUGAGCGACGAUCAGGCAGAAAAGACGAUGAGGUGGCUGCAGCAGUAUGGAAUCGAGUCUUGGUUCUGCCGGGGCGAGGAGCGCAUCCACCGAUUCUGUCUUGAGGUGGACAACUGCAUUGGUAAGCUGAUUGGGGAGAGUAUGGUCGACGCGCCGGUUCUCUGGUCUAGUGAAUUAUUUUUGCGGGAUAGGAAGAUCCUCGAAAGCAACAAGGGCGCCGGGGGACGCGACAGGGACUCCUUCUGGGGCGGAGAUGAUACCUCUAGCAUCCUCUCGGAUUCUGAGAGGAGGUUCGGCACUGGAACCCGACCAUUAACGACCCUGCGAGAUCUACGCAAUCUAUCGGGUUUCAACUCGAGCCAGCAAUCGUUUGACUCAUCACGAUUCAGCUUCUCGCGAGUCAGUGCUAACCUGUCGGAUAUCCUUGACGGCCAGGAUUAUUUCGGCGCCUCCUCACCGGUGCAUACCAUUGACCCUUCGACCACAUUCUGGUCGCCGUUCCAGUCGACUAUGUCUCCGAGCAACGCAACUCAUUCCACCGGUACCGGCAGACCAGGGACUGCGACCUCUUCGAACGAGACAGUGUAUCAACAGCGGCUAUCCGAGGAGAAGUCGAAGUUCUUGGCGGAGCUUCGACAGACACUCACGAGUCUCUUGCUGUCCGAUCUCGGAAACCUAGUGUUUGUGCGGGGUUCCGAGACAGACGCUUGGUUCGAUGAUCUUGGCCAACAAUGUAUCGACUUGCAAGAGUCGACAGACAGAAAAGCGAGGAGAGCUGCGGCAGCGGCUGCUGCAGCUGCUGCCAAUUCUUCGGCAGCUUCUACUCCGUCUUCGAAGAAGGAUAAAUCAGCCGGACCAUCCCCGCGUCCCAGGGUUAUCGAGAAGAAAAAGAGCUUUGGUAAUUUACGAGGAGCGGGCGAGACAUCUGGAAGUGGAAAGGGCGGAAGUGAAAGCACUGGCACGGAGACCCUGCCAAGGCAAGUUCAAGCUCAAAGUCAAGGACACGAGAGCUCCACGGCGAGCGCGAGCGAUACACUUACCGCGCGGAGCGGGACGUCUAACCGGGGUGGUGGACCUGACUUCCCAUACAAGAAAGCAUAUCAGAGGCUCCUUCGCAUGUUCGCCAUCCACCCCAACCCUUACGUGAAGCUUAAUACUCUUCACGAGCUCAAGCAUCUCAUUCUCUCAUCCCUGACCUUGGGCGGCUCUAAGAGAAGUCGGCUUGCCUUGGCGCGCUCGGAGCUACAAGCGGCUGCGGCCGCGGCAAUGGAGGAGCAAGGAGUGCGGCAGAUCCCGCUCGAAGAUGCUAUUGACAACAUGAAGGAGAGAAGAUCGCAGUCGACGAUUCAACCGGCGGGACCCACCUCGUCCGCCGGAGGACAAUUCAGUACUACCGGUUUGGAUGGCAAGGGGUCUACGGCCGCCAACGGGGUUAGUAUGGAUUCUGUGGUGAUGGAGGUUCUACUAUCACUCUUUAAAGACGCCGGGAUCCGGCCAAAGACGCUGUUCCGCGACCUGCAGUUUAUCGCCGCCUUUGUGCCGCCUUCCGUCCUAGACAAGACGGACCGUGGCAAGUCGUUCUGGGACGCCGGCAUCGCCGCGAUGCGGCUGAAGCAAGAAGUUUGCCAGACCAUGAUCAAAGUGAGCGACAACGUGGUAGAGCACUACACGAGCAAGCGCAAGCAGGCGGCCGACACACUCACGUCAAAAAGCGACGGAUCGGAGCAGCCGGCUUCGUCGGCAUCCCCUCCGCCCAUCACGAGCAAAUACACGCUCGCCGACGCCGUGAGGAUGGUGAUCAUCACGGCUAAGGAGGGCCACGCGGCCUCGCAGCGCGAGCUGGGCCUCUUCUAUCUCUCGCACCCGGAACUCAUCGAUCGCGUGACGAUGCCGCUGUCCAAGCCGCGCGAGGUGUUCAAGCAGGCCAUCAUGGAGAAGUACGGCGGCGGCACAGGCAGGGGCGGGUCCGGUGUGAGAUCGCACCCGGGCGACAGGGAGAGGGCGAGGGCGUCGGGUGGCGGGGCGCAGCACGGGGGUGGGGAUGAGGGCACUGGCGAGGAUGUGCGGAGUGAUCCGGCGCUUAUGUGCGUUGCCUGGCAUUGGAUGCAGACGGCGGAUCAAGGGGGUGAUAAGAUUGCCAUGGACUUUAUACGGCAGCAGGGUUUGGUCUGGACGAAGGAUCUGGAACGGUUCUUUGUGGGAUUGAUUCAGCGCAACUUGCUACAGGUCGAGUGA